AUGGCGGAUGAGAAAGAGAAGGAGGCUGCAGCUGUCGCUGAGGAACAGGAACAGCCGAAGGAAUUCGACGAUGUCCUCGGCGCCAUCGGCGAAUUCGGCAGGUGGCAGCAGAUCCUGUUUGUCCUGGCCUCGCUGAUUGGAAUCAUGACCUCCAUGAACAACUUAGCCCAGGUAUUCUUGGCCGGGGAGGCUGACCACUGGUGCCGCGUGGCCCCCUGGGACCAGGCCAACUGCACCGAUACCGGUCCGCCCGACGACUGGGAAUGCCUCCUGGAGAAACGCAACGCGUCCAUCCCCCUGGUGACCAACAACAAUAGUGACAAAGCCUACGACCAAUGCGAGAUGUACGACAUUGGAGAGAAGCCUUUCAUUCCCGGGGCGAAUUCUAGUUUCUACGAAACCAGCAACACCAUUAAGUGCGCCGAUGCAGACGGUUGGGUGUACGACACAAGACAGUACCAGACAACUAUAAUUACUGAAUUCGACCUGGUAUGUGACGGGACAAGCUUGGUCAGUCUGGCUCAGUCGAUCUACUUCGCCGGAUUGCUGGUUGGAUCGUUCGUAUUCGGUUCUUUGGCUGACUUGUUGGGUCGUAAGCCUUCAAUCUACAUCGCCACCACACUUUUUCUGGCAGCUACUCUGGGUAACGUCUUCUCGCCCAGCAUAGUCGUGUACAUGGUGCUGCGUUUCUUCGUUGCGGCCGGGGGAAUUGGGGCUUACCUGAUGUCUUUCGUUCUUGUCACUGAGUUCGUUGGCCCGAGCAGGCGUGUCCUUGUUGGUAUCUCUGUCCAGUUCUUCUUCGCAAUCGGCCUCACAGUCCUGCCACUACUUGCCUUCCUCAUCCGCACCUGGAGAUUUCUGCAACUCUGUAUCUCACUUCCCACUGUCCUGUAUUUACUUCUGUACUUUUAUAUGCCCGAGUCGGCUCGUUGGCAGAUGUCCAAGGGGAAAUACAAACCCGCCGAGAACACACUGAGGAAGAUAGCUGCGACAAACAAGAAGGAUUUCCCCGAAAAGAUGUUCUCACCGGAGAGCAUCGCAGCUUCCAUGGAAAAAUCGUCAUCGGGACAGCAAACAGCAGUUGGAUUGUUCCGCACCCCAAACAUGCGCAUAAAAACAUUGAAUUUAAUGUUCAAUUGGUUUGUGAAUAGUUUGGUGUACUACGGUCUGGGUCUAAGCACCUCUAAUCUUGGCGUGGACGACUAUCUCGCCUCGGCUCUCGCAGCGCUGAUCGAGUUCCCCAGCUUGAUCUUCUGCAUCUUCGCACUGCAGUACUUUGGGCGGCGAAUCAGCCUGAGCAGUACCAUGGUGAUAGGCGGCAUUGCGUGCGUUAUCACUGCAUUUCUGGAAAUGGGGGUCGCGCGGACGGUUAUCGCGAUGAUCGGAAAGUUCUGCAUAGCCGGUUCAUUCGCUAUCAUCUUCGUGGUGUCAGGAGAAAUUUUCCCAACUCCCGUUAGGAGUGCAGGGAUGGGCCUGUCUUCCGUGACGGCACGCAUGGCUGGCAUCCUCUCCCCGUUCAUGCUGGACCUGGAGGACCUGUGGGCGCCGCUGCCGUUCGUGCUGUUCGGGAGUCUGUCGAUCGCUGCCGGCCUGCUGGCCUUACUGCUGCCGGAGACGAGGAACACGAAGCUGCCGGAAACGCUGGAAGAAGGAGAGGCCUUUGGAAAAAGCUAUUCAGAAAUUGCCUUAUCUGACAAAAGACAAGCUAUUGCCAGUGUUUCACUUGAACUAGUUCCAGCCAGAAUUUUACUUUUGCCAACAGGCCUACUGCUUCCAUGCGCACUGUGCAUUAUUGCAAUAAAUUAUGUCAUGUGGUCCUCAAUUUUCUGUGACAUUGACACUGCAAGUCUGGAGGUCGUUGUCUUGGACACAGCCCCGACGGCAGAGUACAAGACCCACAUGUCGCCCUCGGAUGUCUCAGCCCCUUUCCUACGUUCUCUUCGUUCCCGAGCGCACACCUCCAAGAUGCAGUGCCCGGUCCUGGAGUCACCAAAUGCCAUCAAGGGACUCUGCGCUGCAG
This is a messenger RNA of Acanthaster planci (crown-of-thorns starfish), 2020 nucleotides long. Its product is annotated as organic cation transporter protein-like. Gene Ontology annotation, biological process: transmembrane transport. Gene Ontology annotation, molecular function: transmembrane transporter activity. The record is from RefSeq and is a predicted model, not a curated record. Gene Ontology annotation, cellular component: membrane. NCBI's taxonomy places the organism in Eukaryota, Metazoa, Echinodermata, Asteroidea, Valvatida, Acanthasteridae.